This is a messenger RNA of Olea europaea var. sylvestris, 1987 nucleotides long. Its product is annotated as ABC transporter G family member 25-like. NCBI's taxonomy places the organism in Eukaryota, Viridiplantae, Streptophyta, Magnoliopsida, Lamiales, Oleaceae. Gene Ontology annotation, molecular function: ABC-type transporter activity; ATP hydrolysis activity; ATP binding. Gene Ontology annotation, cellular component: membrane. The transcript is spliced from 4 exons. The coding region runs from base 1 to 1902 and encodes 633 amino acids. The record is from RefSeq and is a predicted model, not a curated record.
AUGAUAGGAGGCAUUGGGGAUGGGAGCCUCUUCGUAAUCUAUGAGAUGACAGUUUGUAAUGUCUCAUCUCUUUCGAGUCAAUUGUUCGUCAUUGAAACCUUGACUGGAAAUAAUUAUGUAAGAUGGAAACGAGAUGUAGAGAUAGCACCUGGUCUUUUAGGCUUGAAUUUUGCAAUGGAGAAAAAACUCGACAAACUUACAGAUAAGAGCAAUAUUGAAUAUGUAGCCGAAUGUGAUGGUACAAGUGGUAUUGGAGAGCACGUUAUGAAGAUGAUAAAUAUAUCAUCAGAGCUAAAGGCUAUUAAAACUCCCUUGGCCUUAGUUUGUUUUGAGUCUUCCUUUGUAGAUGUGCUUUUGAAUUUUUGGUGGUUAGACUCGGAAGCUAGUAUUCAUAUUAAUUCCUUGCAGGGGUUCCUGAUUUUCUGCUCUCUGUUAAGGCUACCAGCUUCUCUCUCUAGAAAUGAGAAAAUUUCCACGGCGGAUUCGGUGAUUCGCGAACUGGGGUUGGCUAAAUGUAAGGAUACAAUUAUUGGGAACAGUUUUAUUCGAGGAAUUUCAGGUGGUGAAAGAAAAAGAGUAAGCAUAGCACAUGAAAUGCUGAUAAACCCUAGUUUAUUAAUUCUUGACGAGCCGACAUCGGGGUUGGAUUCCACGGCAGCGUUCCGGCUGAUGACGACGCUGGGGUCACUGGCGGAGAAGGGGAAAACGAUAGUUACCUCGGUGCAUCAGCCGUCGAGCCGAGUUUACCAGUCGUUUGACUCGGUGGUGGUUUUGUCCGAAGGGAGGUGUAUAUAUUUCGGUAAAGGGAAUGAGGUCAUGAAUUAUUUUGAAUCUGUUGGCUUCUGCCCAAGUUUUCCCAUGAAUCCUGCUGAUUUCUUGCUUGAUCUGGCUAACGGGGUGUGCCAACUUGAUGGGAUAAGGGACAAAGAGAAGCCUAAUGUGAGGCAAAACCUAGUAUCCUCUUACAAUGCAGUAUUGGCCCCAAAGGUGAAGGCAGCCUGCUUGGAUUCCACAAGUAUGGCAACAAAAGAGAUUAUGAUUGUGGGAAAACACACCUGUGAUUACAAACAGAGUUUUUCGACGUGGUUCGAUCAGUUUAUUAUUCUCCUCCAACGAAACAUGAAAGAGAGAAAGCAUGAAACAUUUAACCCUCUGGGAGUUUUUCAAGUGAUCACGGCCUCAUUGUUAGCUGGUUUCAUGUGGUGGCACUCUGAUUAUCGGGAUAUUCAGGAUCGUCUAGGGCUUCUUUUCUUCAUUGCUAUCUUCUGGGGUGUUUUUCCAUCUUUCGGUGCCGUGUUUGCAUUUCCUCACGAGCGAGCUAUUUUCGUCAAGGAAAGAGCUUCGGGUAUGUAUACGCUAUUGUCCUAUUUCAUGGCCCGUAUUACGGGGGACCUACCCAUGGAUAUGAUUCUCCCCAUAUUAUUCCUGGCAAUAGUGUAUUGGAUGACCGGGCUAAAAUCUGAGCUGUGCGCAUUUUUGCUAACCCUAAUUGUGCUCCUAAGUCAUGUGCUUGUAUCUCAAGGACUCGGCCUUGCUCUUGGUGCAUUGAUCAUGGAUGCCAAGAAGGCGUCAACUGUGGUAACUGUCACAAUGCUAGCAUUUGUUUUAACAGGAGGAUUCUACGUGCACAAGGUGCCAGCCUUCAUGUCAUGGUUUAAGUAUAUUUCGACCAUAUUUUAUAGCUAUCGGCUUUUAAUCAACGUCCAAUAUGGUGAUGGGACACAAAUUUCCUCAUUGCUCGGAUGCUCUAUCAAAGAUGGCCAAAAGAGAGCAAGCUGUAAAUUUGUUAACCAAGACAUCGUAGGACAAAUGCAUCCAGCAAUGAGCGUUGGGAUUUUGCUCAUCAUGUUUGUAGGAUAUAGAGUAUUGGCCUACAUCGCCUUGUGGCGCAUCAGAGAUUGAAAAAAUUGUGUAGGGGUGUUGAAUCAUAUUGGCCUAAGGCUUUGGAUAACUAGAAAAGCAAACCGAUGAUUGAUCGAUUUCUUGA